AUGCAUAGUUUGUCGCUAGCACUGUGUGUAGUGUUUGUGUUCAACGCGUGUCUAGAGAACAGCAAUGUGCAUCAGGUACAAGCAUAUCGACCAUAUGGUCGUGGUGGUCGGUUCGGUGUAUAUCGUAGGCCGGGAUGGAGUUGGCCGGGAUUCCAUAAGACAUACAGGAAACCCCGCUUGGGUUGGGUUCUAGCGAGCAAUCCAAAUGCCCACGAGGAAGAUACGAGUGUCCAAAGAGUGACGAAAUCAUACUACGAAGUUGUACACUCAGGGCAUGGAGCGGAAAACCUGAUAGAUCCGGAUACGAUACCGGAGUUGAUCGGAUUCUACAAUGAAAAUGGCAGCAUCGAAUCAUUCCCUUCCGCGGCAAAGUAUGCACGGAAUAUGGAGUCGGAAGAGAGCAGUGAAGAAACGCCGGGCGAUGGGGAGAGUAAAAAUGGAACAAACAGUGAAGUUGUUGGGGCACGAUUGAGACAUUACGACGAUUACUCGGAAGAAUAUGGUGGCUCUUAUGGGAAGUGUAAGCACAAGAAGAAGCAUAAGAAGAAGCACAAGAAAAAGCAUAAACAUAAAAAACACCAUAAUCAUCAUGAUGACUACGGUUACGGGUACGAUGAAUAUAAUUACUAUGAUAAUUACGAUAAGUAUCGGAAAAGGCGGGCUGUCCCCGAGCCAACAGGCCCACUGAUUGAUAACUCUCAGGAAUUGAUUGAUGAUGAUACGCUACGCCAGUCACCACUAAAAAUCAUGCUGGUUACGGAUGCAUCGAUUCUGUCCAACCAAAAUCAGCCGGAUAACCUAUUUCCACACCUUCAGCGUUCAAGGAAUACACGGGAAACGGGUGAGCAUCCGCGUUCGACCAAACGGCGCAUUGCCCGAAACAGCAAUCUACAUCCCACCCAUCAGUUGAACAUCGCCCAUGUGAAGUUCAUCACACCGAACGGCUCGGAGACGAUCACUCCAUUCCAUUUACUCGAAAGUCGCCCAAGCGAAGACACUAGCCAAAAGGCCGUGACCAACUACAAUUUCUUCUAUCUUGCUCAUCCGGCGGUCGAUAGUAAGAUCGAGAACUCCACGCAACGCUAUGUGAACGUAUCCGCCUGGAGUCAAUUUCCGCACAGAAUAGAGAAGCGCAAAGGCGUAAAUCUUCAACAACUUCCCGAACAUAUCAACCUGGAACGUGCAUUCCUUCGAGAGACACUGCUCGCCGAGUCUACGACCGAAGGAGCACCCCCCGAGGGACUAUCAUAUUCACUGAAAACAGCCAGCGAAGAUUAUGACACCGUUUCGGAACGAAACAGCAUUGAGAUCAUACCGAAUGAAGAGAUACGGAAACCCUUGCGUCGUAAAUUAAAACCCAAUCGCAACAACAAACUUUUUGUUCGGAAGUCAAAAAAAUGGAAAUUCCAACGAAUGGACUCCGAUGAGAGCUCGUCGCUAGGACCAAUUCUCAUUGUCGGCUCCAAUGAAUCCAUCGAUAGUCCGAAGCCUUCUGAACGAUCCCGUGAUCCAAGAAAUUCUAAUCAAGGUAUGCCCCACGUUAUAGACGGACACGCAUUUCAUGACCAAAUCAAAGGACGGCAGCGCAGAGUUCGACCAUUCACUAGUCGCGGAGAUCAAAUGAGUCAGCGUAUGGGGAAAGCUUCACCGGUGGAAGGUGCUAUUGAAUCGUUGAAAAGAGAAAGCUAUAAUAGGGUCAACCCGAAUGACCCGGGAAGUAUAUUAGCAAUGUCACCCGCUACAAGACGCAACAACCAAGCUAGACGAGGGGACAAACUAGCGCCCAGAAUACUCAGAUCUCGGAAAACAACAACGGAGGAGCCCACAACCACAACGACUACCACUACUACCACGACCACGACUACCACCACAACAACUGAGAGAACAACGAUGAUCCCAACUAAACAGGAGCGUAAACGUAUGAGACCCCGAAUGCGUCCGAAAAAGAGUAUUAACGAUAGUGAAUACAAAUCAAUCGACGAUAACAAAAUAGACUUCGAAAAUGACUCAACCAAGAUCAACAAAGAAAACAAAGGUCUCCUCAGACGACGAUUCAUGCGCAGAAAACCAAGACCAGAGAGGAAUUUAUUGCGUAAUUUACUGAAACCGAUAGAAUACGGUCAGAAGAAUGCACGGUCACAUGACGAAAAGUUGGUGGAAAACGGACAAUGGGAGAAGAUUUUUUCCCUGAAAUCGGAACAGAACAAACGAAGUGUUGAUGAUCAAUGCGGGGCGAAGAAGGAUUCCAGAUGGAAAUUGAAUCGAGUUCAGCAGAUAGUUCGGAAAGAGCAGUUGAAAAAAUGGUCCUUAGACGUAGCGUUAGCAACGAGGCGGGAGAACGGGCAUAUCGCAGAUCCAGACCCAAUAGUCGUUUACAAAAUCGGCCUAGAUCCUCCGGGAAAUCUUCGACAAUAUCUAAAGGAAAUAACGAUCAUCGGGAGUCCUUAA
Molecule: messenger RNA, 2448 nt
Organism: Toxorhynchites rutilus septentrionalis
Lineage: Eukaryota; Metazoa; Arthropoda; Insecta; Diptera; Culicidae
Exons: 5
Coding region: 1-2448 (815 amino acids)
Source: RefSeq, a predicted model, not a curated record